This is a messenger RNA of Odobenus rosmarus divergens (Pacific walrus), 1784 nucleotides long. RefSeq names its product ALG6, alpha-1,3-glucosyltransferase (gene ALG6). Gene Ontology annotation, cellular component: endoplasmic reticulum membrane. Gene Ontology annotation, biological process: protein N-linked glycosylation. NCBI's taxonomy places the organism in Eukaryota, Metazoa, Chordata, Mammalia, Carnivora, Odobenidae. The transcript has 15 exons. Bases 255 to 1784 code for a protein of 509 amino acids. The record is from RefSeq and is a predicted model, not a curated record. Gene Ontology annotation, molecular function: dolichyl pyrophosphate Man9GlcNAc2 alpha-1,3-glucosyltransferase activity.
GGGGGCGAGCGCGCAGGCGCCUUCUUGGGAUAGCUGUGGGCGCGACUCGUAACGUUCCGCGGGCGGUGGGGCUACUUCUUCAUAGACAUAAAAGUCAGCAUUUAACUGGAAACGAAGCAUCACUUAAAAUUCUCUCAAACUCCUAAUCCCAAAGAAUUGAUAACUUUUCUCUGAUGAAGAAGUGACUGACUACAUGUUAAAAGUAUCCUGGCACUGGUCCUGUUUUUUUCUCUCCUUAGAAUUGAAGAAAAAAUAUGGAGAAAUGGUACUUGAUGGCAAUUGUGGUCCUAUUAGGACUAACAGUACGGUGGACAGUUUCUCUUAAUUCUUACUCAGGUGCUGGAAAACCCCCGAUGUUUGGUGAUUAUGAAGCUCAGAGACACUGGCAAGAAAUUACUUUUAAUUUACCAGUCAAACAAUGGUAUUUUAACAGUAGUGAUAACAAUUUACAGUAUUGGGGAUUGGAUUAUCCACCUCUUACAGCCUAUCAUAGUCUUCUAUGUGCAUAUGUGGCAAAGUUCAUAAAUCCAGACUGGAUUGCUCUCCAUUCAUCACGUGGAUAUGAGAGUCAGGCACAUAAGCUCUUUAUGCGCACCACAGUGUUAAUUGCUGAUUUGCUGAUUUAUAUACCUGCAGUGGUGUUAUACUGUUGUUGUUUAAAAGAAAUCUCAACCAAGAAAAAGAUUGCUCAUGCAUUAUGCAUAUUGCUGUAUCCAGGCCUUAUUCUUAUCGACUAUGGACAUUUUCAGAACAUAUAUAAUUCUGUGAGUCUUGGCUUUGCUUUGUGGGGUGUUCUUGGAGUAUCUUGUGACUGGGACCUGCUAGGCUCACUGGCAUUUUGCUUAGCUAUAAAUUAUAAACAGAUGGAACUUUACCACUCCUUGCCAUUUUUUUGCUUCUUACUUGGCAAGUGUUUUAAAAAAGGCCUGAAAGGAAAGGGGUUUGUGUUGUUAAUUAAGCUAGCUUGUACAGUUGUGGCUUCCUUCAUUCUCUGCUGGCUGCCAUUCUUUACAGAAAGGGAGCAAACGCAGCAGGUUCUGAGAAGACUCUUCCCAGUUGAUCGUGGAUUAUUUGAGGAUAAAGUAGCCAAUAUUUGGUGCAGCUUCAGUAUCUUUCUGAAGAUCAAGGAUAUUUUGCCACAUCACAUCCAGAUAAUAAUCAGCUUUUGUUUUACAUUUUUGAGCCUGCUUCCUGCAUGUAUAAAAUUAAUACUUCAGCCCUCUCCCAAAGGAUUCAGAUUUACUCUGGUUAGCUGUGCACUGUCAUUCUUUUUAUUUUCUUUCCAAGUACAUGAAAAGUCCAUUCUCUUGGUAUCAUUACCAGUCUGCUUAGUUUUAAGUGAAAUUCCUUUUAUGUCUACUUGGUUUUUACUUGUGUCAACAUUUAGUAUGCUACCUCUUCUACUGAAGGAUGAACUCCUAAUGCCCUCAGUUGUGACAACAAUGGCAUUUUUUAUAGCUUGUGCAAUUUCUUUUUCAAUAUUUGAAAAGACUUCUGAAGAAGAACUGCAAUUGAAGUCCUUUUCCAUUUCUGUUAGGAAAUAUCUUCCAUGUUUUACAUUUUUUCCCAGAAUUAUAAAAUAUCUGUUUCUUAUCUCAGUCAUCACUAUGGCACUUCUGACACUGACAACUAUCACACUGGAACCUCCUCAGAAAUUACCGGACUUAUUUUCUGUAUUGAUUUGUUUCGUAUCCUGCUUGAACUUCCUGUUCUUCUUGGUAUACUUUAACAUUAUAAUCAUGUGGGAUUCCAAAAAUGGAAGAAAUCAGAAGAAAAUCAACUAA